Molecule: messenger RNA, 318 nt
Organism: Aspergillus pseudonomiae
Lineage: Eukaryota; Fungi; Ascomycota; Eurotiomycetes; Eurotiales; Aspergillaceae
Exons: 1
Coding region: 1-318 (105 amino acids)
Source: RefSeq, a predicted model, not a curated record
AUGCAGAUUGUCAGUGCCAUACCUACUCUCACGGCUCUCAUGUCAGGAGUCCAAGCUGCCGAUAUGAUCAUGAGAUGGCACGGAUGCGGUGAUAAAUACCAGAAAACGGAGACAAGUGGAGAUGGCUGCACCAAUGUGAGCGGCUUCAAAACCGAGAACCUAUGCAGCGUGGAAGUGCCGCCGCCGGGGACAGAACGUUGCGAGUUGUACACCGCUGACCGUGGCAACCCGUUUGGCAGCACGUACUAUUGCAAUGCUGGACAAAGGUGCGACACUGCAUCCUGGGAUGUCAUUGACUCUUAUAGCUGUUAUACCUAG